GCGAAGCUUCACAGCCCGACAAAGGGAGUCUGAGCCGCACAAAGAGAGUCUGAGCCGCUGCAGGAGGGAUCGUUCCACUUGGGAGGCGAUUUGCAGGGGGAGCCGCUGGUCACCAGGAGAACUUCGUGGAACAGUUUGACUCGGAUUUUGCGUUGAGUUGGCGCAGAAGCCUCUCAUUGCCCCUAGAACUCAGCAUGUGGACUGGGGUCGGGCUGUUGCUUAGUACUUAGCCCUUCUGACUUACACCCCGACCCCCCCCCCAAGCCUCAGGAUGAAGGUCCCAUUGGUGAGGUUGCUGCUGCUUUGUGCGGCUGCCUGUGCCUCUAACAAAUUCAUUGUCCCAUUAAACGUCUCCCCUGCGGAAAUCAAGGGAACCCUGCCUGUGGCACCGGCGACCCCUAAGGACAAGCCUGGUCUUCUCUUGGCGUCAGACCCCGGGGGCACAAUCAACUUCUUCUCUAUGGUGGACAACCUGGCAGGCGACUCUGGUAGGGGCUACUAUCUGGAGUUACUGAUUGGCUCCCCUCCUCAGAAGGUGAACAUCUUGGUGGACACGGGAAGCAGUAACUUUGCUGUCGCUGGAUCCCCAAAUCCGGAUGUUAAUACUUUCUUCGACUCAAAGUUAUCGACAUCCUAUCAGCCUCUUAAUACAGAAGUGACCGUUCGGUACACACAAGGCAGCUGGACUGGACUGCUGGGGAAGGAUGUUGUCUCUAUCCCUAAAGGGGUCAAUGGCACAUUCUUGAUUAACAUCGCUUCGAUCUUUCAGUCUGAGAGUUUCUUUCUGCCCAACAUCAACUGGCAAGGGAUCCUAGGCCUGGCAUACAGCACUUUGGCAAAGCCCUCGAGCUCCGUGGAACCAUUCUUUGAUUCCCUUGUUCAACAAGAGAACAUUCCAGAUGUCUUCUCCAUGCAGAUGUGUGGGGCGGGCCAGUCUUCUCCUGGUAAUGGCAUCAAUGCUGGAAGCCUUGUUCUGGGCGGCGUUGAGCCAAGCUUGUACAAAGGGAACAUCUGGUACACCCCCAUUACAGAGGAGUGGUACUAUCAAGUUGAGGUGCUGAAGUUUGAAGUUGGAGGUCAGAGGCUGAACCUGGACUGCACUGUGUACAACUCUGAUAAAGCCAUUGUGGACAGCGGCACGACUCUGCUGAGACUUCCCGACAAGGUCUUCAAUGCAAUGGUGGAUGCCAUCGUACAGACUUCUCUGAUCCAGAACUUCAAUGCUGAGUUUUGGGCUGGCCUGCAACUUGCCUGUUGGGACAAGACUCAACAACCCUGGAACUACUUCCCCGAUAUCUCAAUCUAUCUAAGAGACACCAACACCAGCCGAUCUUUCCGGCUGACGCUCAAACCCCAGCUCUAUAUCCAGUCCGUGCUGACGUUCCAGGAGAGUCUAAACUGCUUUCGCUUUGGCAUCUCCCAGUCGGCCAGCACUUUGGUGAUUGGGGCCACGGUGAUGGAAGGCUUUUAUGUCAUCUUUGACAGAGCCGAGAAAAGAGUCGGUUUCGCCGUCAGUAGCUGCGCAGAGGUGUCCGGCAUCACCGUGUCCGAAAUUGCGGGUCCGUUCGGCACUUCGGAUGUAUCGAGCAACUGCAUAGCCAGGAAUCCACUCAGGGAGCCGAUCAUGUGGAUCAUCUCCUACUCCCUCAUGAGCCUGUGCGGGAUGAUCCUGCUGGUCCUCGUCAUUCUUCUCCUGCUUUCCAACCGGCAACGGCAUGACGACAUGGAAACCAUCAACGACGAGUCUUCGUUGGUCCAACACCGCUGGAAAUAAUCCGCUGAAGUCGCACUCGGCAGAUAAAGAUUUAAGACUUUUCUUUUCUCCUUUGCUGCUCGAGACUCUUGUUUACAGCACGAAAGCAGCCCAUUGGUCAGAAUCCGUCAGAAUCCAUUCCCAUAUCUUGUAAAACUUGAAAUUUGUGACUCCGCAGAGGAAACGAGUGUACAAAGUUGCUUGUUCUCCGGCCAGAUGCAAUGUAUUCCACAUGCCUUUGGGUUCGGCACAUGGAACCAUGAAAACCCAGAACCUUCCCAGUUAUCACCUUUAUUAAUUGUCGCAUGCACUUACUGUAUGUUACGUGUCUCAGGCUCUGCUGUUUUUCUCACCAUGAAAUGCAGAGGUACCUCCUAAUAUCCCCCAUGUUAAAUAUGGGGGCAGUAUUAGGUCUUAAAAUAUGCAAGGGUCGAUGACUUAUGUCCCGGUGACAUCACAAAGCACUGAUAAUAACUAGUCAUGGGCGAAUUUGUCCCGUUUUACUUCACCAAAAAAAUUGCGACUUUCCAGCGAAACGCAAUUUUUGCCACCGGCAUUAAUUUUCAGGCAUCAAAAUUGACGCCGGGAACAAUUUGACGCAUAUUACAGUCAAUGGGCGUUUGUUUAAAUGCUGCGGCAAAUUAGAAAAUUAAUUUGCCGCCGGCGAAACGCGGAAAUUUGCCGCAAAUUCACACCUGCCAAAUAAAUUCGCCCAUCACUUAUAAUAACAUGACACCAUAAUGCACCAGUUUAUAAGAGUAUAUAUUCUAUUCUGUAUAAUAAAAAUAAUGUAUAUCCCU
This is a messenger RNA of Xenopus laevis (African clawed frog), 2553 nucleotides long. RefSeq names its product beta-secretase 2 L homeolog (gene bace2.L). Gene Ontology annotation, biological process: membrane protein ectodomain proteolysis; proteolysis; amyloid-beta metabolic process. Gene Ontology annotation, cellular component: membrane; plasma membrane; trans-Golgi network. Gene Ontology annotation, molecular function: aspartic-type endopeptidase activity. The record is from RefSeq and is marked provisional. NCBI's taxonomy places the organism in Eukaryota, Metazoa, Chordata, Amphibia, Anura, Pipidae.